Messenger RNA from Coregonus clupeaformis (lake whitefish), 1528 nucleotides. Its product is annotated as lamin tail domain-containing protein 1-like. The transcript is spliced from 7 exons. The record is from RefSeq and is a predicted model, not a curated record. Gene Ontology annotation, cellular component: cytoplasm; nuclear envelope. NCBI's taxonomy places the organism in Eukaryota, Metazoa, Chordata, Actinopteri, Salmoniformes, Salmonidae. Bases 82 to 1026 code for a protein of 314 amino acids.
GGCAAUGCGAAGAGACCUGCUACAGCUGCAGACAUCUACUCCAGAAAACCGCAUCAGGGAGCGGAUAGCAGUAGGGACAAAAUGGCUGCUCAUGCCAGGCAUCCUGUGUUGGCUGAGGCCAGUCGAGCCGGACGCACCACAGAUAUCUGGCACUCCCUGACUAAGGACCUGGUUGAGGAGAGCAUUCCCUGCGGGACACAGGAAAGGAAGAGGAGGCCGUCCACAGCCAGGCAACACAGGCAUGAAUACUCCAGUGCCUCAGGCAGUGUGCGGAUCACAGAUGUCCAGCUGCAGGGUCUGUUAGUGAGGCUGGGGAACUCCUCCCAGAGACAGCAGGACAUCGGGGGGUUCCGUCUCCAGCAAAACGUAGCGGGACGUCCCAUCGCAGAGUUCCGCUUCCCUCCCAGAACACUCCUCCAGCCAGCUAGCUCUGUUACAGUUUGGUCUGAAGCGUCUGGAAGGAAGACACAGAGCCCAGGGGAAUUCCUUUGGGCAGGGCUGGAGCACAUCAUGUUGGGACCAGAGUGCACCACAAUCCUAUGCAAAGACAAUGGCCAAGCCAUAGCAUGGUACACACCUGCACGCUGUACUGGGAUAAAGCCACACCAGGCCUGGGCUGAGCCUGAUGAGAAAGUGGAGAGCUGCAGAGAGGACACUUUGUCCUGUGAAGAGGCAAGCAUCCCUGCUACAAAGAUCAACUGCCCUGACAACACACCCUUUCUUCUGAUUAAAAGGAAGAAGCAUGUCUUUAGGGUAUGCCACAGUCCAUGGACCCAGAACCCUUCAUCCAUAACCCAUCCUUUCUGCUCCCCCUGUGCUCUGCUAGACUUCCGGGCCCAGCCCCAGAGCAACCCUGCAAGGCCACACACCGCCGGUGUCCAGGCCAGAAGACAUGCCACCCUACGUUCCCAGAGGACUGGAGUGGGGGGAGGGCCUGUUCGAUCAGCAGUGGUAUGUAGAUAUUACACAUGCUAUGUUCUUCUUGCUGCUGACACUGAACAAUGUAACUGGUCAUUUUGUGAAUAGAGAAACUUUAGAUGAUUUAGUAGGGGACUAUUCAAAGUCAGUGUUAGUAACAUCCCACUGGACACAGACAUCAAUUCAAUGUUUAUUUCAUUGAAAUGACGUGGAAACAACGUUGAUUCAACCAGUUCGUACCAAGUCGGAUGACCAUUACCCAGAGUACAGUAAACAUAUGGUUGCUUUGUGAGUUGUGUGUCAGCCCUGUGUAGGAGGCAUGAUGUUCCUUGGCCCUCAGCCCCCCUGCGCCUCCCCCCUCCAGCAGUACCGCACUGCAGCUACUCUACACAGCCACAACAGUGUUAUCACUGCUUAGAUGCAUGAAAGUCAAGAGGUAGCUACUGCUGCAUAGGCACAUGACUGUCCAGGGACUAUGGACAUGAGACUCAAACCACCUUAGGCUAGCAGCAGAAACAGAGCCCCACUCUAAUCUUCAUCUGUCCUCCUACAGUUUCAUUAGAUCUAUUUUACAGAAGAUCCUCUGUACUGUCUGCUUUGGCAUCUAUUG